AUGCGUCUUCCUGGGUUAACUUUUGCCGUCUUCAUUGCACUAGCUUGUGCGAUCGUUAUCACGCCAACUAACGACGCAAAUGCUCUGAUCAACGCAGCGGUCAUAGACAGUCGACUGGUGACUGCGACCAACAACGGUCAAAUCAUUUCCUAUUACCAACCUCCAGGCAUAGACGCCGGCGGUACUUUUACCGACGGAGGGUCGCUGCUCGGCUUGUCGUCGGGUGUGAUUUUAACGACUGGAAAGGCUUCUCAGGCGACCAGUGGAAAUACGCCGAGCUUCCAGUGGGCAGCCAAAACUGGAACCGAAACUCACUGUCCUGGCGGCACUGCUUACGAGUUUACAUACUUCUUGUUCCUCUUGAGCAUCCCGCAGGGACUGACCGGCGUCCGAGUCAACUACAGAUUUGCAACACAGGAGCCGUCUAACGUAGUGGCAACCGGAAAUUCCCAGUCAGCCUUGCUGGUCCCGACAGACCCGUUGUUAGGUCUUUCGUAUCAGCGGCAUAUCCUCUCGGACCCCGACGAGCACAUCCUCUGUAACCUCGACGAGCACUUCCUCUGGGACUUCAACGAGCACAUCCUCCAUAACCUCAAUAAGCACAUUCUCCUCAGCCUCAACAAGCACGUCCUCUUCAACUUCAACGAGCAUAUCAUCUUCAACCUCAACAAGCAUAUUCUCUUCAACCUCAACAAAGAUUUCAACCAGCAUAUCAUUAUCCUCAAGCGUUACGGCCUUUUUGUCUUUAAGCAGUGGCUCUGCAUCUUCCAGCAGCACACUAUCUUCAUCGUCGUCAACUUCGGGCAUUGCGUCCUCACCAUCUUCAGCAUUGUCAUCUUCGGACAGAAUUUUCUCCUCGUUCAGUUCAGCAAUGCCAACUUUCUUGUCGUCAGAAGCGUCUUUCUCGGUUGGUACGACUUUACGAUUUACGAACUCCUCGAGCCCAGUCUUGGUGCCUUCAGCACUUUCUUCCGUACUGCCAAGUGCGAUUCAAACGGCCGACAUCACUACAGUCGUUACACCUUCUACGCUGGCUUCCGUACUGUCCAGCGCCACAAGCUCCUCAGUCAAUAUUCCGCCCAACUCUCCGAUUCGAUCUUCUCUCGCGACACCAUCCUCUGUCGCAAAUACGGUCUCGACCUCUUCAUUUCUUCCAACAUUGACGGCUGCUCCCACUCCAACCAUCUCCUUCUCCACAUCUCCCGGGGUCUUAACUUCCACUAG
Messenger RNA from Colletotrichum karsti, 1224 nucleotides. RefSeq lists its product as uncharacterized. The transcript is spliced from 5 exons. The coding region runs from base 1 to 1224 and encodes 407 amino acids. The record is from RefSeq and is a predicted model, not a curated record. Lineage: Eukaryota; Fungi; Ascomycota; Sordariomycetes; Glomerellales; Glomerellaceae.